Molecule: messenger RNA, 4005 nt
Organism: Aplysia californica (California sea hare)
Lineage: Eukaryota; Metazoa; Mollusca; Gastropoda; Aplysiida; Aplysiidae
Exons: 2
Coding region: 966-3869 (967 amino acids)
Source: RefSeq, a predicted model, not a curated record
ACUCUCCUCAAAAAAACGUGUUAUUUUCCCCCAAUCCCCCUUUUCGCCCUCUCAACCCUAUAUCCUCACCCUCCGGGAAAAAAUCAUUUAUUGUGGGUUCUCCUGCUCUCCCACCCUCCCUACCUCACCAGAACAGACGCGCGCCGUCGUGCCUUGCUGGCCGUGUUGGUGAGUCGGGCCCUCAUGGUCUCUCCAGUCCCCGGAAGGAAGAGAUACAUUAAAGGCCCCUGCACGAGCCAGUAUAUCCCACACAUUUGCUGGACCCUCAUAGCGUGUUCACGUCCCAACAAUGCUUGCUCUCUAUCUUUUAUUUAUAAUGCGUGUACCCUCGCGUGGCGUAUCUAUCAUCAUGCUGCACUUCACGAGGAUGUGCUGGACUUAUGAAAUGAAGAAGGAUCGUGCAGAAUGGUGCAUGCCACAAGUCUAAACGACACCGUGUCUUCCCGCCUAAAAUUGUCAAAAGCGUUGCAUACUGCGCUGUGUUGCGCUUGCUUAUACGAGAUCGUGCACGUAAAAUUUCGAAAAGUUCAAAACGUGACCACAUAAUAUCUUUACCAAAUGAGGCAAUUGAAACGCGUGUGUUUGUUUGACUUAAGUGUGGUAUCGUGCUGGAUUAUGUAUUCCAAAAUUUAAUUGUUUGGCCAGCUUUGGUGUGAUUAUGUGUAACCUAUUUGGUUAGAGGAAUUUAAAGUGAUUUUUUUUUUUACUGCAUCUUCAAAGAUUGUGAUGGAUUGUUCUUGCCUGCGCCGAGCAUUUUACGUACAAGAACCAAUUACUUGUAUCGACUGAUUUCAAAAUGCUGUAAGCAGUGAUCACAUUGGUUCUAUCGACAGGGUGUGCCAACUUUAACACGUCUGUGGCCGUUUAUUGACCUCAGAAAACAUCACCACUUCUUUUAUGUGCCGGAUUGGAUUAAACCGCCGUGUCGAUGGCGUCGCUCAGUCUGUGCACUCUGAGCGCCAGCCAUGGCGAGCCCUGGCGAAAGCGUUGUCCCUGAGGCAGCGCCGCUCCCCGUGCCCCCCGCCCCGCGUCUGGUCGAGCCUGAAGGUCCAGUGACGCGACAGCUGGCCCGCGAGGGUCAUUUGAUGAGGAACAUCGUCCGGAACAUGGUAGCGAACAUGGAGUAUGUACUCAGCGACCUUCAAGGCAUCAUGGGAGACAUCCAAUCCCUCGUGGUUCAAAUCGACUCUGUAACUGAGAAGAUAGACCAACAGUGCGGCACAGGCCCUGGCUCUCAACGAAGAGGGACUUCUCAAAACCAACACGUGGUACAAAAACCGAGAUGUGUGCAUGGCGUUCAAAGUCCUCAUGGGUGGUCAACAUCAUCGCCGUCAGGAGUUGAGUCUUCGAAUGGGCCAGCCGCCGCGGCACUGGGGCAUGGCAAUCGUAGAACGACGGCACUGCCCGUAGAGAGUAGUCCAAAACACGAGGCAUUCUCUCCCUCAGUGAUUGCAAGCAGUGCCCAAUAUUGUGCAGUAGAUAGCAACUCGUCUGCAACACCCAACAACGAAUCGUCGGAGAAGUGGAAACGGGGUCAAAGGUUAUCUUAUCAUAGACCUCGGGAGCAGCGGGGCAAAAAACACGCCGAUUCUCGAAAGAGCUGGCCAAAUGAAAUCCGCCAGCCUGUAGAACAUUGGAGAAAAGGCAACUCUACUUUUUCGACUCCUUCGGGUUGUAUUGCUGUUGUUUACCCCACCGUUGGUCAUUCCAGAAAAGUAGGACAACCCUCUGGAGAGCAGGGUCCAGGGAAAGUGCUGCCCAGUGUCCAACAUUCGCGUCCUUGCGUUGAUGAGGCCAAAGUAUGGGCCAAACUGAAUUUCUCUGCUAGUAGAAAGUCCUCCAAGCAAGAUCUUGGGAGAGACAGUGACACUCGAUCCAGGACCAUACGAUCAGAAAGAAUAUAUGAAGAAAUUUCACCCACUAAAGCCAAACCUCAGCGCAGGUCCAUUGUAAACCAGUUUUUUCAGCCAGAAACUCCAACAGGCCAACGGUCACCUGUAAUACACCCGGGUAUUGUACAAAGGGCGCACAUUGUGAAAAAACCAAGCGUAGAAGGUUGUGGUGGAGAGGCAAACUUGGGACACCCAAGCCCAGUGUCGAAGCGAUUCUCUGGGAACUUCCUGGCUUCCAGUUCCGGUAGCCAGCGUGUCCAGAGGUCGGGGCCAGACAGUCCGAUCAGUCCAUCUCGUCAGGGGACGGCGGAUGAGGCUCAUCUGUACCACAGCUUGGAGAGUGACCUCGACUCAGAAGUCUCAGACUGCCCGGAUGUUCGGAGCCUGACGCCCGACAUAGACUGGUCUUACCUCAAUCUGGUGGGAGAUGAUGGAUAUGAAGUAGCCAUAGUGCCGGCUUCUUACAGGCAGAGAGGAAGACAGUUUUUGCAACAGCGCUAUCCACUCCUCCAAACCAGCCCUGACAUCGUGUCCAGACUAUCUCAGGUCCACAGCAGCUUCAGUCGUAAGGCGACCAUGGCGGCACCUUCAGGCUUGUCCACUCCUCCCUACCCAGCACCUCCACCUGGAGGUAUGGACAAGAUCUACUACAACCCUGUUGUAACACAUGUCUUCUGCAACGAAGUAGUCACUUCUGAUGGCUAUUGCGGCUGUUAUGAGGCAGUUCUCGACUCCGUCCUCGAGAAUAUUUCGGGUUUUGAGUCCAGCGAAGAAGCUGGGGACGAGUUUGAAGAGGCUAUCCACGAGACUUACGUCAGUUUCGAUAACGACUUCGAGGAGGAUGAUUGGGACAUGGGUCUGAGACACGAAGAACCGGAAUACCCCGAAGGCGGCAAUUUCUUUGCAGACUUUGCACUGGAUGACCUUUACCAAGACCUUUUCUCAAACACCAGCAGCGACGAAGAUGACUAUAGCACCCACGAGACCCAAGUGCUAACUGCAAACUUUGCUGGUUACAAAGAGAAAAAUGAAGCUAAGGGCUAUGUCGCGUGUUGCAAGGUAGAAUAUCAACAAACCCUAAUCGUACAGGAAGGUCAGACGUCUGAAAGUGACAAGCGAAGUUCAACCCCCGACCAUUCGGAAAACAAUUCUGAUCAAUCUAUGUUACGAUACGACGAACUAGAAUUCCCGCCAAAAUCAGGAAACUCAUUCACAGACGAUGACUGUUGUGCUCUUAAGUCUGACUCUGCAGAAUGUCAGCCAAACUUCAGCCUGUGGCCACGUCCUUCUGUGGGCCCGCUUCCGGUUGACAGUUGCAGUAUGACGUCAGUACGUGACAAGCAUGCGCAGUCAUCCACGUCAUCAGAGGACACCUCCACAUCGCGUGAUGAUGCGCACGGUAGCGGCUCCUCCAAUUCCAACAUGUCUUUCAGUUCGCCAGAUUUGGUCGCCUGCUCGCCGGACACUGACGUUUUCGCUACGUCUUCUGAUGCAGACGACUUGUUUCGAUCACAGGAAGAGGAGGAGAGCCCUUCUCCUUUCGGGGACGAUGCGUCACCCCGCAUGACAGCUCACAGACAGAACAUGAUGCAGCUUCGGAAAGACUUCUUCGAUUCGCUCUGCACUACAACAACGAUGACCACGACGGGGGCCACGCGGCCUACCCAACUCGUGGAUGGACAUCAAACUCCAGCGCCGGUUUGUGAUAACAGUGACCGACUGAGAGGAGACAACUUAUCCGACACUGGCAGCUACAGUGAAACUACCAGCAGCAGCUACAACCGAAACCUCAACACCUGGACAGCAUACGCCAUGGUCCACAUGCAGGCUGAUGACGUGUCAGAUACCGCCUCUGACAUCAUCAAUGACAAUGGUAUCAGCUGCAGCAUGACGUCCUCGUACCUGGACAUGUCGUCGUCCUAUAUAGACGCUGACAACAUCAGCAUUACGCAAACCGGGCAGGGUUUUGGGUUCUGAUUCUUGUGGGCGCUGCGCCCUGUUUUCCUUCCUAUACCAAACCGUAAUAGUAAUAUAAAAGCUUUGCAGCAGCAGCAGAUGCGGACCAUUUGUGUGUGUGUGUGUGUGUGUGUGUGUGUGUGUGUGUGUGUGUGUG